Panicum hallii is the source of this 4668-nucleotide messenger RNA. Its product is annotated as cell division cycle and apoptosis regulator protein 1. NCBI's taxonomy places the organism in Eukaryota, Viridiplantae, Streptophyta, Magnoliopsida, Poales, Poaceae. The transcript is spliced from 23 exons. Gene Ontology annotation, molecular function: calcium ion binding. Gene Ontology annotation, cellular component: nucleus. The record is from RefSeq and is a predicted model, not a curated record. Gene Ontology annotation, biological process: regulation of DNA-templated transcription. The coding region runs from base 283 to 4410 and encodes 1375 amino acids.
GUACAGGCGCACCCCCUAUCGCUCGCUCGCCGAACCCCUAGCCCAAACCCUCGCCCGCCCUCACCGCCGCCGCCGACCCUCGCCGCUCUUCCGCCGGAGCGGCCCUCGCCUACGGCCGCGGAGCCCGCUCUAGCCCGACGACGCGGCGCACGGGGGACUCGCCCCCAUCCGACGCCAUCAGGCUUCUUCAUCCUACAUCCCGAAGGCGCUUGGUUCGUGGGCGCGGAGUGUUUCGGCCGGGUAUUGUGCCCGGGUAGGAGCCCCUAGGCGGGCGCGUCCGCCAUGUUCCCUUCGAAAGGGCCCAGUCACUACGGCCAGCAGCCGCCGUAUGGCGGGCAGCAGCCGUAUGGCCAAAUUCCUGGUAGCACUGGAUUUACAGCACCGGCAGCGGUGGGUGGCGCCGAUGGUGGUCGGUUCGGUGCCCGAGCUGGACAGGGGGCUGCUGCGCAGUAUGGCGGGCCGUACGCUUCAGUUUAUGGCGCACAACAGGUUGGUGGACUUGGUGGAAAAGGUCCAGCUUCUUCAACUCUUCCUAGCUUGCCAACUCGUCCAACUUCGCUCUCUGAGUCAUCUAAGUUCUCGUCUGCACCUGUGGGGUCUAGCCUGGCAAGACCAAAUGAUGACUAUAUGGCUGUGCGUGGAUAUGCACAGAAGCUAGAACAGUAUGGCACUGAUUAUCCACUAGAGAGAAGGAUGUAUGGUGAACACUCAGCUAAUCUUGGUAGGAGAGAUGGUCUCAGUGAUUUGGAUAGAAGGUAUCCUGAUCAUAUGCCUGCUGGUCACCAGGUUCAUGACCAUAUGGAGCAGGGUUCAUCUAUGCGCCACCAGCAGCUCCUGAAAGGCCAGCUGCAGCCUGGAUCUGAUACAAGACAAGCCGAUUACUUUGCAGGAAGGUCCGCUCCAAUCCAUCAAGCAUCCCAGGAAAUUGGUGCAUAUGGAAGAGUCGAAGCUGAGAGUCGCAACAUGUCCAUUCUUGGGACUGCUCCAUACGGAAGACAGCAGGCAGCUUCAUUGUUGGAAGGAGCUCCAAGGACAAACAUUGACAGCCUCUACGGACAAGGAUCAUCAAGUACUGGAUAUGGGGCAGGUCUGCCUCCUGGACGUGAUUAUUCCUCGGGGAAAGGCCUGCUCCACCCAUCUUCAGAUCCUGAUUACCGAGAUAGCAUCUUACCCCGCGUACAUCCAGGCAUCUCCAUGGUUGAUGAACGUAGAGUUGAUCGCAUUGGUUAUCGCCGCGAACUGGAUAUAAGAGAUGAAGAGCGCAGAAGGGACCUAAUGCUGGAAAGAGAGAAGGAGCUUGAAUGGGAGCGGGAACGUGAGUUACGAGACUUGCGAGAUCGUGAAAGAGAAAGAGAGCGUGAAAGGGAAAGGGACCGUGAAAGACUACUAAGAGAACGUGAUAGAGAACGGGAACGCGAACGUGAAAGAGAAAGGGAACGCGAACGUGAAAGAGAACGACUACGUGAGCGGCGGGAGAAGGAGAGAGAACGGGAUAGAAAGCACGGAGCUGAUCCAAGGCGGGAGCACACUCCACCUAGAGUACCUGGUGAUCGACGACGUUCUUCUUCUGUUAGAUCUGAGAAGCCUGUUCGGCGAGUUUCCCCUCGACGUGAAGCUGUGCAUAGGCAUCGUUCACCUGUUAAAGAAAUAAAGAGAGAAUAUAUUUGCAAGGUGCUUCCAUUUCGCUUUGUGGAUGAUGAGAGGGAUUAUCUGUCCUUGACAAAACGAUAUCCCAGACUUGCAAUUAAUCCAGAAUUUUCUAAGAUUGUCUUGAACUGGGCUAAAGAAAACUUAAAUCUUUCUCUCCAUACACCAGUAAGUCUGGAGCAUGAUAUCCAUGAUGCUGAUGAUUGUGCUGAUGAAGGAGCAAUGAUCUCUUCUGAGAAAACAUCAAGCUCCGAUACUCCAGUCACCAUUUGGAAUGCAAAGGUACUAUUGAUGAGUGGCAUGAGCAAAGGUGCCUUUGCUGAAAUAACUUCAUUGAGAAAUACUGAGGAACGAGUUUUGCACUUGAACAAUCUCUUAAAAUUUGCUGUGUUCAAGAAGGAUCGCUCUCUUUUUGCAAUUGGGGGCCCUUGGAAUGCAGCAAUAGAUGGUGGUGAUCCAUCAGUUGACUGUUCUUGCUUGAUUCGAACUGCCAUCAGAUGUGUUAAGGAACUGGUUCAAGUUGAUCUUUCUAAUUGCACCCACUGGAAUCGUUUUGUCGAGGUCCAUUACAAUAGAAUCGACAAAGAUGGACUCUUUAGUCAUAAAGAAAUUACUGUACUGUUUGUGCCUAAUCUGUCGGAAUGCCUGCCUUCAGUUGAUAUAUGGAAGAAUAACUGGAUUGCAUAUAGAAAAUCAAAGGCAGAAAGGGAGCAGCUCACUAUGAAAAAGGAAAAGAGCCCUGGUGAAUCAAAAGAGCAGAAGCAAGGGGAACUGAACAAGGGUAAAAGUAUAGAUGGUGACCUUUUAAAAGAAGGUGAUGUUGGAUCCAGUGAUAUGAAAAAUGAUAAAGUUGAUGCUGAUAUGGAUCAGAAAGGUACGGAUGUGGAAGGUAAGGUUGAUAAAGUUGAGGAACCCACUGAGAAGAUGGGUGGGGAUGUUGAAGCAAAAACUACAGAGGGCUCCUCCAUUGACCAUGCGGCUGGGGAUAAAAAGCCCAUAAAAAAGAAAGUAAUAAAAAAGGUUAUGAAAGUUGUUCGGAAAAAACCAACCGCUGGAGCUUCAGCUUCAGCUUCAGCUGAUAAAUCUUCUACUGAGGGCAAGAAUGUUGCAGCAGAAUCUGCAAGCAAAACUGCAGAAGGGGGGCAGAGUCAACAAAACAGUGAGGAUGCUGGAAAAGAACAGGAGGGAGCUGGCAGCAAUCAGCAGCCUGAAGCAAAGAAAACCAGUAAGAAGAGAAUAAUUCGAAGGGUUGUUAAAAGAAAAGUUUCUGCUUCAGGGUCUCAGUUGACUGCUCCUGCUACCCCUGCCGAAACGAGUAAGAAAGAAGCAGAAGUUCAGCCAGAGAAAAAUGUUGAGAGUUCAACCGAUGCUGGAACUUCUCAGACUAAGCUGCAAGAAGGGUCCAAAACUUCUGCUGAAGAUGUCUCAAGUCAGAAGGAUCAGAAGGAAGAAGAGAAACCAGAGGAAAAGGAGCACACAUUGACUGAUGGCAGAAGUCCAAAUGGUGAUAAGGCUAAUCACAAGGAAGCUGUGGAACAAAAAGAUAUGAAAAAGGAUGGAAAGAAAGAGAAGACAAAGGAUGAUAAAGAGAAGAAGAAUAGAGACAUCAAGGUGGAUCCAAAGCUAAAGCCACUAAAUGACUUGAAAGAAAAGAAGAAGUCUGAUGAACCUCCGAAAUAUCCAGGAUUCAUUCUUCAGGCAAAAAGGAGUAAAGAAUCUAAACUCCGUUCGACAUCCCUUUCGUUGGACGGCCUCCUAGAUUAUACUGCCAAGGAUAUAGAGGAGUCAGUGUUUGAGCUUUCUUUGUUUGCUGAGUCAUUCAGUGAAAUGCUUCAACACAGAAUGGGUUGUGUUAUCCUGUCUUUUCUUGAGAAACUGUCCAAGCGUUAUGUUUUGAAGAGGAAUCAACGUAAACGCCAAAGAGAGGAAGAUCUAAAGAAAGAAGAGAAGAAAUCCUCAGAGAAGCGACCCAAGACAGCUCAUGAGACCAUAACUGAAAGUGCUGGUAAUCCAGGGGGGGAUGUUAAAAUGACAAAAGAGGGUGAAGAAAAGAUGAGCACAGAUCAUUCAGCAAGCGUCCAUGAUGAACAGUCAAAAGAGGGUCAGGUAAAAUUAGGCACUGAUCAUCCGAUCGCUAACCUUGAUGAACCAGCAAAAGAGGGUGGGGAAAAGAUGAACACUGAACAUUCAGAAGCUGCCCUCAAUGAAGCUGAAGCUGGUACAAAGAUGGAUGAGGAAGAUCCUGAGUACGAGGAAGAUCCUGAAGAAAUAGAAAUAUAUGAAGAUGAUGAGGACAUGGAUGAUGCUCAUGCUGAAGAACCCACUGCAGAACUGAAUGAGGAUGACAGAGAGGCUAAGCCAGAAGUAGCUGCAGAAGAUGGUGGAAAUAACAAAAUUACGAAGGAGCCUGAAUUGGAAAAUGUCGCUAAUAUCCACGACAAAGCUGCUUCAGUGGAGGAAAAGCAGUCUAUGGCAGAGAAAGGAGACUCGGUGGAAGGUGGAGAGAAGGUAGUUAGUAAGGAGGUGAAGCCAGCAAAAGAUGAGGUGGUUGAUAAGGAACUAUUGCAGGCCUUUAGGUACUUCGACCAAAACAGAGCAGGAUAUCUCAAGGUGGAUGAUUUAAGAUGUAUUCUUCACAACUUGGGGAAGUUUUUAUCGAGCAAGGAUGUGAAGGACUUGGUUCAAAUUGCUCUUAUUGAGAGCAAUUCUGCAAGGGACAAUCGCAUACUCUAUCCAAAGCUUGUGAAGAUAGUUGACCUGUGAUCUGGAGUUGCCUUGACCCCUGUUAGCAUGUUCAAGUCAACUAUGAUGGACUCCUUGGAUUAGUUAUAAAGGGAUUGGCUACCUGUUUGCAGAGGAGCAGUUUUUCUUUUCUGGUUGGAUGUUUUUUUUUUCUUUGCUCUUUUUUUUGUCAUAUCAUAAACUGGGCAACCCUGUUGUGCUGCAUCAAGGAAAAUUGCAGUUCAUGAAUGCUUGCACCCGAGGGAAAAAAAAACUUUGAAAUAAUGCUUAUUGGUGCCA